This is a messenger RNA of Panicum virgatum (switchgrass), 1789 nucleotides long. RefSeq names its product shugoshin-1-like. Gene Ontology annotation, cellular component: nucleus; chromosome, centromeric region. Gene Ontology annotation, biological process: meiotic sister chromatid segregation; maintenance of meiotic sister chromatid cohesion. Bases 202 to 1416 code for a protein of 404 amino acids. The transcript has 13 exons. The record is from RefSeq and is a predicted model, not a curated record. NCBI's taxonomy places the organism in Eukaryota, Viridiplantae, Streptophyta, Magnoliopsida, Poales, Poaceae.
CCGCGCCAUCGCCAUCGCCAUCGCCCUCGCCCUCGCCGCCGCCUCCACCCCUCCGCACACCGCGACGCCACCUGACACACCACGCGCGGAGCCGCCGGUGCCCUCCCCGGUCGGCCGCUACCUGGGCCCCUCGCCAGCGGCGCGCACCCGCCCGUCCAUCCCACCCCUGGAGGCGCGGUAGCAGCCGCUUCACCUCCCUCCAUGGCCACCGCCGCCGCCUCCAGAGGUGCGGCGGUCGGUGACUCGAACCCUAGCGCCGAUGGCGGUGGCCCCAGGCUCCGGUCGCCGCCGGGGAAAGGGAACAAGGCCGCCGCGCUCGCAGACAUCACCAAUACCGGGAAGCCCAACGGCUCCAGAUCCAUCAGCGCCGCCGACGUCAUCAAGGAGAACGUGAGGUUGGGUCAUCUGCUCAGGGAGAAGAUAAAGAUCAUCGAGCUCAGCAAAGUUGAGAUGCUCAAGCUCCACCAGCAGCUGCAAGCAUCACGGCAGCAGAACAUGCAGCUUGCGCAGGCCAAUUCUCAUAUGCUCGCGGAACUAAAUACAGGAAAAGAUAGAAUUAAGGCAUUACAGCAUGAGCUUUCAUGUACAGCAGCACUGCUUAAGGUAAAGGCAUCUGAGGUCGAGCGAAGGAAUAAGACUGCUAAGCAACGGCAGAAAGAAGUAAAUUCACAAGAUGUCUUGAAAGGCAUACCUUCCAAAGUUACAGCAGCUGAGGCUCGUCGAAUUGAUGGCUCAGUAAUCAGUGCUGUGGUUUCAUCUCAAUCUACAGUAGCAUCAAAUAUUGGCUGUCAAGAGCCACCACAACAUGCAACAGAACAGAGAAAUAAACGGAGGAGGUCUUCUAGACUUAACCAAGGGUCUGUUGAAAUCAACGAAGUAUCUGACAAGACAUUGCUUGACAAUACUGCAGUUUCUUCAGCUCCUUCCACUUUAAAUGUUCAGAAACAGCAUGGACCAACCAUUGGAAAAGAUAUGGAGAUACAAGAAGCAUGUUCCAGUGUUGCUGCAGUUGAGUCUCAUCAAAUUGGUGAUAAGGCCCACAAUGCCAAGCAGAGUCAUCUGGCAGAAUGUCAAGCAUCUGUGCAGUAUGAUAUCAUUGAGUCCCACAAGGCACCAGAAGACACCAUCAUCGAAAGGAAAUCUCAAAGGAGAAAAUCUUCAAGAUUGAAUACAGCACCUGCUGACGACAUGAAGAGCACUUUGGAGACUCUGCAGGAAUAUGUUAUUGCUCCUUUGGCCCCUUCCAAUUUGAAUGUCUCCAUGGAGCAGAGGGCAGAUCUAAAGCAGAAUGAGGCUUGUUCCUCUAUGAAAUCUACUGAUGGGCAUGUGCAGGGGAGGAGGUCUUUGAGGCGGGCUGCUGAAAAGGUCGUCUCUUACAAGGAGAUACCCUUGAACGUUAAGAUGCGUCGACCUUAAGAAACAAGGAAAACCUUCCCCUUACCUACAAGGAGAACCAUCACCUUAACUACAAGAAGUGUCCAUUCGCUGUAUUUUGUGUAGGCAUGUUGUAGGUUGCUGUCUCAGCCAGCCUUAGCAGGUACUUCCCUUUUUGUAUGACAGAUUGCACAUCUUGCAGCUUUGUCAAUAUUUGUUGACACCAUUGCUCUUCUUAUCUUGUACUGCAACUGACACUAGUGAGGUGUAACACUGUCUUUCGAGCUGUUCUUGCAGUUAUAUGAUUUAUGAACAAUGACUGUCGUGCAUACUGAGCUGACUUACUUGGCAAGCUUUUGCUAAGUUGUACCCCUUACAAACUUUAUUUCUGCAUCACGGUGACAUGACAGCUUAA